CUUUAAGGGUCUAAAAAAACUCUUCAGUAACACGAUUGUUCGGAGAGUAGUAGAUGGCGGGAGUGAUCUCCGUGUGAUAUAACUGUGUUAGAUUAGUUUUUAAAUUUUUAGUGUAUAUUAUAGAAUAGUUAUAAAAAUGACUAGAGCUAAAAUAGAACUAGGCGAUGUGACGCCUCACAAUAUAAAACAACUAAAAAAGCUAAACACAGUUGUAUUCCCCGUGUCAUACAACGAUAAGUUCUAUAAGGAUGUAUUGGAGGCAGGUGAAUUGGCCAAGCUAGUUUACUACAAUGAUAUUGUGGUGGGCGCAGUUUGCUGUAGGAUAGACACAUCGGAGAACUCCCGGAGAUUGUACAUAAUGACGCUAGGGUGCCUGUACCCAUACAGAAGAUUGGGCAUUGGGACUCUCAUGGUGGAACAUGUGCUCAAAUAUGUUGAACAAGAGGGCAAUUUUGACAGCAUUUUCUUACAUGUCCAAGUAAACAAUGAGGGUGCAAUAGAUUUUUAUAAGAAAUUUGGCUUUGAAAUUGUGGAGACAAAAGAGCACUACUACAAGAGGAUAGAGCCGGCAGACGCACAUGUGUUACAGAAGACUAUUAGACAACCUCAGAGCGCUCCCCUGUCCAAUGGUACUGUGCCACACGCCAAGACAAACGGGCAUGACUGAGCUAGAAUGUGAAACUCGGUAUGUACAAAAAGCUCUGAAAUUUCCAUUAUAUGAUGAAAAUAGUGCUAUGACAGGCUUCUAACAGUUGAAUUAUUACUAAAUGUUGCAUAUUUAUUUGUUUCUUUAUGGUUUUGUGGCAGUUGAAAACUACAACUGUACUUUUCAGUACUGAGGGCCAUGGUAAUAUCUAUACCUGGCUAUGUUACCAAUUCUCCAUGUGAAGCUAGCAGUGUUUACUGUACUUGUUUGGUUACAAUCACGGUUGUGUCACAAUAUCUGUUCAAUAUUUGGUUUCUCUAUUUAAAAAAAAAAUAUUUUAUUGAGUUAGCAUAUAUGUAAUCAAAUUUUCUGGACAAGUAUUUUAUUCCUGUGAGAAUUAUAUAUUGCUUGGGAAUUUGAAGGUUAUAUAAUAACAUCUAAUAAUAAUUUAACUGGCAGAAGUAUUUGCUACUUGAUACAGAGCAAGAAAUCAUCAUAGAAAGAAUAACUGGUCAUAAUUGUGAAGCCAAGUGAUACAACAUUUGUAUAAAACAUAAGUCACUCACUAAGUAUACAUACAGUCAUAAAUUAAUGUUAAGCCAAAGGCCUACAAAUGUAACUUUGCCUGUGUGUGGAACCAUUAAGACAGGUGUAAAUCAUAAAA
Messenger RNA from Cydia splendana, 1310 nucleotides. It is a transcript of the gene san, whose product is annotated as probable N-acetyltransferase san. The coding region runs from base 137 to 667 and encodes 176 amino acids. The record is from RefSeq and is a predicted model, not a curated record. Lineage: Eukaryota; Metazoa; Arthropoda; Insecta; Lepidoptera; Tortricidae. The transcript is spliced from 3 exons. Gene Ontology annotation, cellular component: NatA complex. Gene Ontology annotation, biological process: mitotic sister chromatid cohesion. Gene Ontology annotation, molecular function: N-acetyltransferase activity.